Messenger RNA from Lentinula edodes (shiitake mushroom), 588 nucleotides. Its product is annotated as ribosomal protein L19e-domain-containing protein. Gene Ontology annotation, biological process: translation. Gene Ontology annotation, molecular function: structural constituent of ribosome; RNA binding. The record is from RefSeq and is a predicted model, not a curated record. Gene Ontology annotation, cellular component: ribosome; cytosolic large ribosomal subunit. Bases 1 to 588 code for a protein of 195 amino acids. The transcript has 4 exons. NCBI's taxonomy places the organism in Eukaryota, Fungi, Basidiomycota, Agaricomycetes, Agaricales, Omphalotaceae.
AUGGUCAAUCUCCGUUCACAAAAACGUCUCGCUGCCUCAGUUGCUGGCGUCGGCAAGCGCAAAGUUUGGCUCGACCCUGCUGAGCAGGCUGAGAUCGGUAACGCCAACUCACGCACACACAUAAAAAAACUCAUCAAGGAUCACCGCGUCAUCAUUAAACCCACCGUCAUCCACUCGCGAUCUCGUACUCGCGAUCUUCUCGCUGCUAAGCGUAAAGGGAGACAUACUGGCCCUGGUAAGAGAAAGGGUACGUCUGAGGCGAGGAUGCCUACAAAGGUGCUUUGGAUGAGAAGACAACGGGUGUUGAGGAGACUUUUGAGAAAAUACAGAGAAGCCGGAAAGAUUGACAAACACCUCUAUCACUCCUUGUACCAAAAGUCAAAGGGUAAUGUCUUCAAGAACAAGCGUGUUCUCAUGGAGUACAUCCAUAAGGCUAAAGCUGAGAAGACACGUACCAAGGUCCUCACUGACCAGAUGGAGGCCCGUCGUGUCAAGAAUAAGGCUGCCCGCGAACGUCGUGCCGCCCGUGUCCUUGAGAAGCGACAGGCAAUUCUCGCUGUUGAGCACGAUGCACCUGUUCAGGAGUAA